AUGAACACAUUAUUGAAAGGCUGCCGUCCAGUCUGCACCAAGAGAUUCUAUGCAAGUGCAAGAAAGAUCAAAUCGCCUUUUGAAGUACUCUCAUUGAGCGAAACAGCAUCCACAGCGGAAAUAAAGCAGAAAUACAAAGAGCUAGCGAAACAAUUACAUCCAGAUAAGAAAUCCACUGGAGACCUCGCUAAGUUCCAGGAAUUGGUACAAGCAUAUGAAUUAUUGGUGGAUCCAAACAGAAGGUCAUAUUAUAUCAAAUCAGGUUAUGGAUGGGGGACCAAUGCCUCACAAGCCAGAUAUCCGCCCCCUGGGUACAGGCCAGCAUCUUACACCAAUGCACAUUGGGCAGAGCCUCCUCCUCCUCCUUCCUCUCACUCGACUUUGUAUACAAACAAUGCUACAUUCAUGUCGUUACUUGCAGGCGUAGUCGUCGUGAUUGCCACUGCCAACUUUUUCUACUUUCAAUCUUCACAUGCCUCCAUGCUGAGCGCAGCUGAUCAGCACCACUUUAAAUCGAGCCAAGACUUGAAGAAGGCACGCACGGAAGCCAAAUUGUUUGGUAAUGAUCGAGGCGUCAAACGGGUCAUUGAUAACAGAAUGAAGCAGUUUAGAAAUAAACAAGAUCAGGAAGAGCCUUGA
Molecule: messenger RNA, 639 nt
Organism: Mucor velutinosus
Lineage: Eukaryota; Fungi; Mucoromycota; Mucoromycetes; Mucorales; Mucoraceae
Exons: 1
Coding region: 1-639 (212 amino acids)
Source: RefSeq, a predicted model, not a curated record